Messenger RNA from Triticum urartu, 1374 nucleotides. RefSeq names its product RHOMBOID-like protein 2. Lineage: Eukaryota; Viridiplantae; Streptophyta; Magnoliopsida; Poales; Poaceae. Gene Ontology annotation, cellular component: membrane. Gene Ontology annotation, biological process: proteolysis. Gene Ontology annotation, molecular function: serine-type endopeptidase activity. The record is from RefSeq and is a predicted model, not a curated record.
CCUCCUCACACUCCACCGCCACCACCUCUAAAUCCCAGCCUCCGCCUCCGCCUCCACACGAGAAGAGAGACUCAGUAGCAACCCACGCCAAGAGCAGGCAGCUCCGUCCUAGCACCAACCAAUGGCGACGUCGCGGGCGGACGUGGAGAAGGGCGGGUCGUCGCCGAGGAAGGCGAAGCAGGAGCCGGGCAAGGUGCCGUCGCCGCUGUACCCGCAGCACGAGGGGGAGCGGGAGUGGACGCCCUGGCUGGUGCCCUCCAUCCUGGUCGCCAACAUCACCGUCUUCACCAUCGCCAUGUACUACAACAACUGCCCCGCCCACAACGCCAAGCCGGGGCGCGACGGCCAGUGCGUCGCCCGCUUCCUCCACCGCUUCUCCUUCCAGCCCCUCCGCCAGAACCCGCUGCUCGGCCCAUCCUCCGCAACGCUCGUUAAGAUGGGCGCGCUGGUGUGGGACAAGGUGGUGCACGGGCACCAGGGGUGGCGCCUCUUCUCCUGCAUGUGGAUGCACGCCGGCGUCCUCCACCUCGUCGCCAACAUGCUCAGCCUCCUCUUCAUCGGCCUCCGCCUCGAGCAGCAGUUCGGAUACGUGCGGAUCGGCGGCAUCUACCUCAUCUCCGGCGUGGGCGGGAGCGUGCUGUCGUCGCUCUUCAUCCGGAGCGCCAUCUCGGUGGGGGCCUCCGGGGCGCUCUUCGGGCUGCUGGGGGCGAUGCUGGCGGAGCUGCUGUCCAACUGGACCAUCUACACCAACAAGGUGGCGGCGGUGACCACGCUGCUCUUCGUCAUCGCCGUCAACCUGGUGCUGGGCAUCCUGCCGCACGUCAACAACUUCGCGCACAUCGGGGGGUUCCUCACCGGGUUCCUCAUCGGCUUCGUGCUGCUCAUGCGCCCCCACUUCGGGUGGAUGGAGCGCUACCGCCUCCCCGCCGGCAGCCCCUGCACCGCCAGGAAGUACCUCCCCUACCAGUGGGCGCUCAUGGCCGUCGCCCUCGCCCUCGCCGUCGCAGGAUUCGCGAUCGGGCUGGCCAUGGUGUUCCGCGGCGCCAACGCCAACAGCAGCUGCGGCUGGUGCCACUACCUCAGCUGCGUCCCCACCGCGAGCUGGUCAUGCGCCAACUGAGCACACACCACCAACACACACAUGAGAAUUCCAGCAGCGAGCGCUUUCCCCGUCGUCAGGAAUUCUUCCAGCGGGUGCCCCCACAACAUAUUGUCCGGUCCAUAUUUGUAGAUAUAGAUCAAGGGAGGGAAGAAAAAGGGGCUACUGCCUGAUUGGUUAGACACACACACAGACAAGACUCGUUGGGGUCUUUAUCUCUUGUCCAUUUGAUUUAUUCUUUUGUAAUGUAUAAUGAAUGAAGAUUGCUUUGAGAA